Gadus chalcogrammus (walleye pollock) is the source of this 735-nucleotide messenger RNA. RefSeq lists its product as uncharacterized. The transcript has 4 exons. Lineage: Eukaryota; Metazoa; Chordata; Actinopteri; Gadiformes; Gadidae. The record is from RefSeq and is a predicted model, not a curated record. The coding region runs from base 1 to 735 and encodes 244 amino acids.
AUGGCGUUCCCUGAGCCUAAAUACAGGGGUGUAUUAAGAAGACACUUGUUGCAUCAAUUGUGUUUUCAAGCAGGUGCUGGCAUCACUGAGGUUGUCGCCGAGGUUUCCACUAGAGAAGGGAAAUAUGCCAACUUACCGUGUGGUCUGGAUUCCCCUGUGAACCUGAAAGAUGAGGUGUUUGACUGGAAGAAGGAGCAGCAGGAGGUGUUCUUCUAUGAAAAGGGAAAGGAUUACAACAACCAAGGCCGGGAGGGACAAGACCCCCAGUUCGUGGGCAGGGUUCGCCUUCUUCCAGGGGGGCUGCAGGCCAGUAAAGCCUCUAUGAUCUUGUCCAGUGUGACCCAGGCAGACAGUGGCGAGCAUAAGUGCAUCAUCCUACUUCCUACGAGACAGACGGAUCCGGCUGACUGUAGAGCGUGUCCCCGAUCACGCUCCCCCAAAAAUCUGAAAGGCGGCGGUGGAGCCUCAGUUGAGGCCGGAGGUCGAAGAGGCUUCCCCGUCCUCCGGCUGGGUGCGGCUGUCCUGCCUCUCCAGCGGAGGCCAGCCGCAACCCAGCGGUCUGGAGUGGCAGACCCCCAACGGAACUGUGAUCCCUGCAGAAGAAGCACCGACGGCCGCCUCCUCAGACAGCGACGGCCGCUACUCCAUCAGUCAGACGGUGGAGGUGACCGAGCCAGCCGGAUCCAGGUCCCCCUUCAGCCCAGACCGACCCACUUCAGCGAGGAGCAGCUCUGA